Molecule: messenger RNA, 540 nt
Organism: Fonsecaea nubica
Lineage: Eukaryota; Fungi; Ascomycota; Eurotiomycetes; Chaetothyriales; Herpotrichiellaceae
Exons: 3
Coding region: 1-540 (179 amino acids)
Cellular component (GO): nucleus
Source: RefSeq, a predicted model, not a curated record
AUGGCUCGCUCUCUGAAUAAAGUCCAGAAACAAAUAUCCAAAAAGCGAGGAGGAAAACCGAAUGCCCUACAUGAGAAUAGUCGGGAUGCAAAGCGUCUCCGACGAGCAGGUGCAAGGGAGGAGAAACUGGCUCGGCUGAUGGAUGCAGCAGUGAAGGCAAAUCAAAUAUAUGUCGACCGGGUGGCAUGGUUCAAGUCAGCCCUGCAAGGAUCCACAGGGGCCUUGACAGACGAAGAAAUGCAACUACUUACGCAGAGCUUUAUCGACCGCGAGGAUGAAGAACUGGCUGAAGCCAAGCAACAGCGUCGACCUGGAAGACCGCCUACGAAGCUGGAAGAGAAAAUCACCCAGCGAAAAGAGACUGAAGAGCGUGAGUUUCGUGCGGGGCUUUGGGUCCCCGAGCUUCGAAACGAUGAAAGCCGCGAGAAGGUUGAGAGAUGGGCUGGCGAAUGGGGCGGGUUGAACACGCUGGAUUUCGUCCGUGUUGUGAAGUCGGGUGGCAUUAGGCCGUCAAGCUUCCCUCCCAAAGCCCUGUCGUGA